Messenger RNA from Varanus komodoensis (Komodo dragon), 3784 nucleotides. It is a transcript of the gene TUBB3, whose product is annotated as tubulin beta 3 class III. Gene Ontology annotation, molecular function: GTPase activity; structural constituent of cytoskeleton; GTP binding. The coding region runs from base 609 to 3443 and encodes 944 amino acids. Gene Ontology annotation, biological process: microtubule cytoskeleton organization; G protein-coupled receptor signaling pathway; mitotic cell cycle. Gene Ontology annotation, cellular component: microtubule; cytoplasm; membrane. The record is from RefSeq and is a predicted model, not a curated record. The transcript has 7 exons. Lineage: Eukaryota; Metazoa; Chordata; Lepidosauria; Squamata; Varanidae.
CCUGCAUCUGUUUGAGAACAUUCACCCCAAAAUACCCCAAAAUACUGGUAUUUCAUUCAAGGUGGAACACGGUCCCACGUACACAGUAGAAAUUACAGGCUGUAUUUAGGAAAUUUGAUUGGGCAUUCAUGAUUGCUGAUCAAUUGUUUUCAUUUUGAGGGAAAUAUUGGUAUUUUUAUUCAAAUAAGGCUAUAGCUGGGGACGUAUGUCUAUUUUCCCUUCAGUCUUUUUUUUCCUGCAGUUUGCAUGUAGCUUUGCAUAGAGUUGGUUGCUUGGUGUGGUACCUACUGAAUUCAUUUUGGAAGCCUCUUCGCUGCCAUGAGCAGAGGCUGGGAAUUUUCGGGCAGAGGGAUGAGGCUCCAGCCUCCUGUGUGGGCCUCGGGGGCCUGCUUCUCCCCACAUGCAUUGUUCCAAAGGGGAUUUCAGACUGUGAAUGGGACCUGGUGGGGUUGGAAUGCUCAGCUGGAAGGCCGCAGUCGGCAGGGGGCGCAAUGAGCCACGUGGCUGGGGAGAGCCAGAACCAGGCUGCCUGUGGAUUUCGGGGGGCCCCACGGACUGGAAGGGGGUGGCUUUCUCAGCCUAGAGGCUUGCUGUCCGCUCCAGGUUAAAUGAUGCCCAGCAUGCGCACCGUCUGGCCCAUAAGUAGCACAGACUUCCCCGGAGGAGGAGCCCGUUUCGCCUGGAGCGGAAGGGAGAGGGGCACUGCACGCUGGAACUAUCCUGGAACGGCUCUGAGCGAACGCCGCCACCCUGAGCUCGGCGGAUGCUUCUUGUUAGCAAUCCGUAUGCGACUCGCUCCGUGUCACGACGCCAGCCCAGCAGCCAGCCCAGCCAGUCAAGGACGGCCACCCGCACCCUUCUGCCUUCACCUGCUGGGCAGGGAAGCAGGGACAGGCGGAGAGAGUGAGCCCGCGUCCCGCAGGCACCAGGCCGGGGAAGGCUGCGACCAGCAGGUGGUGGUCCCCAACGAGCUCUUCCUGACCCUGGGGGCCACGAGCUUCGUGGAGAACCUGCUGGUGGUGGCCGCCAUCCUCAGGAACCGCAACCUGCACUCGCCCAUGUACGGCUUCAUCUGCUGCCUGGCCGUCUCGGACAUGCUGGUGAGCGCCAGCAACGUGGGGGAGACCACCUUCAUGCUGCUGAUCGAGCACGGCCUGCUGGACAUGCAGCCGGCCGCCGUGCGGCUGGUGGACGACGUCAUGGACAUGCUCAUCUGCAGCUCCCUGCUGUCCUCGCUCUCCUUCCUGGGCCUCAUCGCCGUCGACCGCUACAUCACCAUCUUCUACGCCCUGCGCUACCACAGCAUCAUGACCUUCCGGCGGGCGGCCGUCCUCGCCGCGGCCGUCUGGGCAGCCAGCGUCGUCUCCAGCAGCAUCUUCAUCGCCUACGACAGCGCCGCCGUCAUCCUGUGCCUGGUGAUCUUCUUCGCCGCCAUGCUGGUGCUGGUCGUGGGCCUCUACAUCCACAUGUUCUCGCUGGCUCACCGGCACGCCCGGCGCAUCUCCAGCCUGCGGCGCAAGCAGGCGGCACCCCCGUUCGCCAGGAUGAAGGGGGCAGCCACGCUCACCAUCCUGCUGGGGGUCUUCUUCAUCUGCUGGGGGCCGUUCUUCCUGCACCUGCUGCUCAUCCUCCUCUGCCCCAACCAGCCCCUGUGCAAGUGCUACUUCCAGUACUUCGGCCUCUACCUCAUCCUGGUCAUCUGCAACUCGGUGGUGGACCCCGUCAUCUACGCCUUCCGGAGCCAGGAGCUCAGGAGGACCCUGAAGGAGGUGGUGCUGUGUUUCUGGCGCCCGCGAGAAGCCCCGGCACGCCUGCAGGAGGCAAGGCCUGCUCCCGCAGCUGCUGCCCGGCUCCCCUGCUCAGCAGCGGCCUCCUUGGCCUGCCUGGGCCAGCCAAGCCCUCCUCCCGCAGCCACGGUGACCGGACAUCUGCCCCCUGCACCAACGCAGGCCUCUCUGCACGGCCCUCGAGUGGUGCGGGGGAUGCACGAGGGCGUGCGGCUCUUCCGAGCAGAGCAGUUCCGCUGCUCAGCCUCGCUGGCGGCUCUGGUGGCAGGAGAUGAGGGGGCGGCUUCUGUCACCCAGUCCCUGCUGAGCAAGCGGCCCCAGCUGGUCCCCGUGGGGCUCCCAGGGAAGGGCUGCGGCACACCGCUCCGCCGCCGCCCGCGCCGCCGCCGCCGCCCGCCCGUCCUCCAGCGCAGCAGCCCCGCAGCCGCCCGCAGCAUGAGGGAGAUCGUCCACAUCCAGGCGGGCCAGUGCGGCAAAUACGUCCCUCGGGCGAUCCUGGUGGACCUGGAGCCCGGCACCAUGGACAGCGUCCGCUCCGGAGCGUUUGGACACCUCUUCAGGCCAGACAACUUCAUCUUUGGUCAGAGCGGUGCUGGGAACAACUGGGCGAAGGGGCAUUACACGGAGGGUGCCGAGCUGGUGGACUCCGUCCUGGACGUGGUGCGGAAAGAGUGUGAGAACUGUGACUGCCUGCAGGGCUUCCAGCUCACUCACUCCCUGGGCGGGGGGACGGGGUCCGGCAUGGGGACGCUCCUGAUCAGCAAAGUCCGCGAGGAGUACCCCGACCGGAUCAUGAACACUUUCAGCGUGGUGCCUUCCCCCAAAGUGUCCGACACGGUGGUGGAGCCCUACAACGCCACCCUGUCCAUCCACCAGCUGGUGGAGAACACGGACGAGACCUACUGCAUCGACAACGAGGCCCUCUACGACAUCUGCUUCCGGACCCUCAAGCUGGCCACCCCCACCUACGGGGACCUCAACCACCUCGUCUCGGCCACCAUGAGCGGCGUCACCACCUCGCUGAGGUUCCCCGGGCAGCUCAACGCCGACCUGCGCAAGCUGGCCGUCAACAUGGUGCCCUUCCCCCGCCUGCACUUCUUCAUGCCCGGCUUCGCCCCGCUGACGGCCCGCGGCAGCCAGCAGUACCGCGCCCUGACGGUGCCGGAGCUCACCCAGCAGAUGUUUGACGCCAAGAACAUGAUGGCCGCCUGCGACCCCCGCCACGGCCGCUACCUCACCGUGGCCACCGUCUUCCGGGGCCGCAUGUCCAUGAAGGAGGUGGACGAGCAGAUGCUGGCCAUCCAGAGCAAGAACAGCAGCUACUUCGUGGAGUGGAUCCCCAACAACGUCAAGGUGGCCGUGUGCGACAUCCCACCCCGGGGCCUGAAGAUGUCCUCGACCUUCAUCGGCAACAGCACGGCCAUCCAGGAGCUCUUCAAGCGCAUCUCGGAGCAGUUCACGGCCAUGUUCCGGCGCAAGGCCUUCCUCCACUGGUACACGGGCGAGGGCAUGGACGAGAUGGAGUUCACCGAGGCCGAGAGCAACAUGAACGACCUGGUCUCGGAGUACCAGCAGUACCAGGACGCCACCGCCGAAGAGGAGGGAGAGAUGUAUGAAGACGACGAGGAAGAAUCGGAGGCCCAGGGCACCAAGUAGGGCCUGGGCUGCGGGGCGGCGUGUACUUCCUCCCUGGGAGAGCGGAGCAUCGGCCCAGCCCUCGGAUCCAUCACCACCUGCCAUUUUUGCUGCCCACGGGCUGCGUUGUGUUGUAGGCAACCAGCUUCUAGUUGCUUCUGAGUCAAGGGUUCCAAAACUUAAAAGUUCAGUAUUUAACCAUCGCGCCCCAAUUCUCCCCUCUCCCCCUCCCCUCCCCCGUCUAAUGAGUUAGUGCAGCUUCCUCUGUCCAUGACUUUGAUAACUUCAAGGGCCUGGUCUUUAUUUUUUACUGGUCUGUGUCUAUUUUUAUGUUUUGGAAUACUUAAUAAAUCUAUUGCUGU